This is a messenger RNA of Drosophila serrata, 987 nucleotides long. Its product is annotated as alpha-ketoglutarate-dependent dioxygenase alkB homolog 4. Gene Ontology annotation, biological process: demethylation. Lineage: Eukaryota; Metazoa; Arthropoda; Insecta; Diptera; Drosophilidae. The record is from RefSeq and is a predicted model, not a curated record. Gene Ontology annotation, molecular function: demethylase activity; oxidoreductase activity.
UCAUACUAUCAGCUGUUGCUGAAAACGUUUUUAUUAUUACUAUUUGCGAAUUUAUAAAAUGAAUACAAUUCGACCCUGCGGAUGCAAAGGCGUGCGAACCUGCCUGAGCUGUGAGGCGGAUUUCCAGAUAGCCAAGCCCUCGCUCCAGGAGGAGUUCCAGCAACUAGAAUCCUGGUCGUACUGCGUCCAAUGCGAACUUUUGCAGCCGGGAUGGGACACGGUAAGGGUUCAGGAAAUGCACGAGAAGCACAAAAAGGAGGAGGGCCUUCCCCUGCCAGGAAUCCUAGUGCAGGAGCAAUUUCUUAGCGCCCAAGAGGGCGCUCAGCUCAUGGCCGACCUCGACGCGUUACCCUGGGAUAUUUCGCAGAGCGGGCGGCGCAAGCAGAACUUUGGACCCAAAACGAACUUCAAGAAGCGUAAACUGCGUUUGGGCUCCUUCGCGGGAUUCCCCCGCAGCACGGAGUAUGUGCAGCGGCGAUUCGAGGAGGUGCCUUUAUUGCAGCGCUUCCAGACCAUCGAACAGUGCUCCCUGGAGUAUGAUCCCAGUAAGGGAGCGAGCAUAGAUCCGCACGUGGAUGACUGCUGGAUCUGGGGCGAGCGAGUGGUUACAGUCAAUUGCCUCGGCGAUGCCGUUCUCACCCUCACGCCCUAUGAAGUUCAGCAGACGGGCAAGUACAACCUGGACUUGGUGCCUCAAUACGAAGACGAGCUGCGAGCGCCACUACUCGAGGAGGAGCAGUUGGUUAGGUACCAGGGAAAAGUUCUGCGGAUACCCAUGCCCAACCUUUCCCUAAUUGUUUUGUACGGCCCAGCGAGGUAUCAAUUUGAGCAUUCCGUGCUUCGCGAGGACGUACAGGAGCGUCGCGUCUGCAUAGCCUACAGAGAGUUCACUCCCAUGUACAUCACUGGAGAGGACCAGCAGAAGGGUGAUCCUGUGCGCGACAAGUCUAAACUAUUUUGGGAAAUAAAAACUAUCAUCUAAAUUAA